Esox lucius (northern pike) is the source of this 1231-nucleotide messenger RNA. Its product is annotated as antimicrobial peptide NK-lysin. The record is from RefSeq and is a predicted model, not a curated record. Bases 60 to 446 code for a protein of 128 amino acids. Gene Ontology annotation, biological process: defense response to bacterium; lipid metabolic process. The transcript is spliced from 5 exons. NCBI's taxonomy places the organism in Eukaryota, Metazoa, Chordata, Actinopteri, Esociformes, Esocidae.
AUAACAUUGUGUGAAGGCACUUGAUCAAACACCUCUUCAGGUCUCUGUCUCUGCACAUCAUGAAGACAUCUGUGAUCCUCCUUGCCUUUGGGCUGCUGGCUUGUUCAGUUUGUGAACACAGCCAAGACUUUGAUGACCAGGAAUCAAUAAAAUCACAGCCAGAGGAGCGCAUGGAGCAACAGCUACCAGGAACUUGCUGGGCCUGUAAGUGGGCACUGAACAAAGUGAAGAAAAAUCUCCCAGCUACAUCCAACCAGGAACAGAUAAAAGGAAAGCUAUUAGCUGUUUGCAACAAAGUAGGCUUACUUAAGUCUUUGUGUAAGAGUUUUGUGAAUAAAAACUUGAUGGUGCUGAUUGAGGAGCUCAGUACAACUGACGACGUUAGGACCAUCUGUGUCAAUAUUAAGGCCUGCAAACCGAAGGAAGAUUUGGACCUGAGCUACUGAUCAAGCAGCCAGGAUUUCCAAAUUCCAUAAUGAGAAGGUGACAAGACAAUGCAACGCCACCAAGAGUACAAUCUUUCAACACACAGGCAUACUGUUAUUCCCUGUUUAUAAACCGCACCAUUACUUUUAUAGCUUUGUAUGUAUAAAAACCUGAGUAUUAACUACACCCGUAGCCUAUAUAAACCGCAUUUGCCCGGAGAUUUAUGACUCAAACAUACAUUCUACAUUAAUAUUAAACAUCUGUCAUACGGCGCUACCAAAAUGUAUUUGUUGAAGAAUAAAAUGUUUUUGAAUGAGUUUCUGAGACCUCUACAUUAUUAAGUAAUCGUCUGUGAAAAGGUUUGCUGGUGGAAAUGGUUUUAAAACUAUAAAAUCAUGUAUUAACCGCACCCAAGGAUUAACCGCUUUAGAAGAAAAGGUUUUCAAAAAACGUGUAUAAACCACAGAUUUUAAACAGGAAGUUACAGGAAUGCAUGAUUAAAUUGCUGAAAUUAUUAAUCUUUGCAAUAAUUCCACGUUUUAAAAGGCUGUAUGUCAUUUGCAGAACAUUUUAUUUACUUAAUUUUCAUUAUAAUGGUUGAAACAAGUGCUAAUUUCAGAGUGUUUGUGUGUUUUUGUGAGGUGUUUGUCAACAGUUUAUCUAGAUUGCUUGAGUAGCUACUUUUGUCCAACCAGAAUCCACUUUUUGAAAACUGUAAAAUUGCAGGCUAGAACUGAAACACUUUUAGUCAAGUGGGACAUUUCAUUUCCUAAAGACUCAUAAAAAAUAAAAUGCACAAAAUCAA